Molecule: messenger RNA, 798 nt
Organism: Stylonychia lemnae
Lineage: Eukaryota; Ciliophora; Spirotrichea; Sporadotrichida; Oxytrichidae
Source: the annotation of a GenBank genome assembly
AUGAAUAGAAGGCCAAAGGGAUUUGUAGAUUUCGAUCUAUAACUAGCACGACCAGAUGUCUAGAAAACAAAUGCUCAUGAUAACAGAUUCGAGCCAUUCGAGUAUUUUCCUCCUACUUCAUCUAAGACUAGACACAGCCCUAAAAUUAUUUUUGAUUAGAUGGUAUCCAGGAAUGAAAAAUCUUAAUAAAACUAGAUGAGCGAUGGCUUAUUUGACCCUUAGAGACACAUGAACUUGUAUAAACCUAAACCAAGGGGUAUAUUACAUUUUGGAAGAAUGCAUAUUGAUAAAUCUGAGUCUUAAAAUGGGAGAAAAUAUAAGAGAUUUUAGCCCCUUAGCUAGCCUAAAAUGACUCUAGAUGACAGAAUCUAAGAGGAAUUGAGGUAAUUCAGAGAAGUAAAAGGUCCCAUCUUAGAUAAACAGUUUCCUAGAAUUAAUCCUAAAACAAGUGAGCUCCCAGUUCACAUGCAAAAUAUUCAUGGAAGACUCUCAAUAAAUAAUCAACUAGGAAGGACUAUAGUUGAAAUAAACGCUAAAAGUAAUUAAUUUAUGGAUCCUCGUAGCACUUUUAACACUAAGAAAGAUUUUAGAGCUGGUUCUUUCAGAAAGAGCAGACAUAGCUCACUUGAUAAGCCAAUUAAUGAAAUUAAGAAAAGAAACUUGACAUUUAACUAAAUGCUUGCGAAAUAUGGCUAUAUUGAGGACGAAUCUACUUCAAAGAAAUAAAGAAUUAGACCAUGGCAUAUAAAGAAGAAUAAAAGAUCAGACGAAAGCAGUGAUGAAUCUGAUGAUUUAUGA